AUGGUAGCAAUGGGUACAGUAUUCCGUGUGAUUGUCCAGAAAUAUCCUACAAUCCAGACCGGAUAUGACAAAGUUAUUCCGGUCACGUGUUUAGUCGAUCUAGCAGAAAUAGCAGUAAUCGAAGAGGUUCACCCAAAAAAGGACGAUGACAUUGGUGUUAAUAUUACUACAAAACCUGUCGCAAAUCUACGAGUUUAUACCAGCAGUAAAAAUGACAUUAGCGGAGGCGGUGUAGUCAAUCUCAACGACUCAAUUGCAAUGACAAUUACACUGGCAGAUGACUUUACGGACACGUAUGAUAUAAAAGCAAUAGAGUGCACUGCCGCUAUGGUUAAUAUAAUAGAAAACGGCUGCUCUGUCGACAUGGAACUAUUUCCAAAUUUUCAACAUUUAUCCGAUGGAAAGUUGACGUCAAAUUUUCAAGCAUUCCAACCAACUGAUUUGACAGGAAAAGAGGAAGUAGAUGUCGCUUUUUCUUGUCGUCUGGCUGUAUGUAAAGGGAAAUGUGAUAACACUGUCUGUGACAAGAAUAUAGGUCGUGGGAGAAAAAGGAGAGAUACAAAGGACAACAAAAUUGACGAAAUUACAUGCGGAACGUCUAUAAAAGUGGCAAACCGCCAGAAAAAUUACAACCUGCAAGAAAGUCCUGUCGAACCAGAUACCGUAUGUGUACAGACAUUGUCAGCAUACUUUGGUCUGACUCUUGCCGGAAUCCUGUUUUGUUUGUCAUGGAUGCUAUCAGGAUAUCUGCUUCGACAACGACUCGUAGACAACUCUGAAAAUAAGAGAAUGAACGUUGCUAGGGCUGUUGGCAGACGGCUGACUUCUAUGUUGAACCUCCCGACCGGAUAUGACCUUAAAGAAUCUAAGAGAUUUGUUACUAUACCUAGCUCUACUGACUCUACGCCUCCACAAAGAAGAAAGUCGGUUACGGCCACCAAGAUUGAUAUUAAAUCCGAAGAUUGACGACGCCGUAUUCACCAUCGCCUCGUGUUUUUUGUGUGUGUAGAAAACAUUUAUAGUAUUAAAACUGGAACAAGUACUGUCUGACUGAUACUUUGUCAAAAAUAUGUACAUUAAUUGUCUUGAUCAUUAUGGAACGUUCAAGAUAUCAGGGUUUGUGUUAAGGUAGAUGGGGGUCUAAAUUAAAAUCCAUAAUUUUUUUUAAUAAUAUGCCAAAAUGGAGUUUAUAUUAUUCUUUU
Molecule: messenger RNA, 1202 nt
Organism: Mytilus californianus (California mussel)
Lineage: Eukaryota; Metazoa; Mollusca; Bivalvia; Mytilida; Mytilidae
Exons: 8
Coding region: 1-966 (321 amino acids)
Source: RefSeq, a predicted model, not a curated record